AUGGAAGAAGAUGGACCUGUGAUGUUGGCGACGGUGGUUCCGGAGAGGGUGGAGCUUGGGCCGGAGCUCACAGACAUUGCUAAGUUGCAGAAAGAAUUAACUGAUGUUCUUGCCUCUACCUGGUCAUACAAACCUCAUACAGCACCACAUCGAGACUACACCCAGGGUAGUGGCAGAAGCUCCAGCCGUGGGAUAAAGAUGGAGCCUUACCUGGGUGAAUCCUCUGGUGCUCUGACAAACACCACCAAUGCCACUGUGACACCAGGAGUGGCAUUCCACGUUAAGGUGGUGAUGGAACGAUUAGCCGUGAUAGCUGUGCUUGUGUUGCUAACACUAUUGACGGCUAUCGUGAACGCUGCAGUUAUCGUGGCCAUUUGUGCCACCAAGAAGCUCCACCUCCCUGCAAACUACCUCAUCUGCUCAUUGGCUGUCACUGACUUCCUGGUGGCGGUGCUGGUUAUGCCCAUUAGCAUCAUCUACAUCACUUUGGAGACGUGGUCACUGGGGCAGAUAGUGUGUGAGGCGUGGCUAAGCGUCGACAUUACCUGCUGUACCUGUUCUAUUCUGCACCUGUGUGUGAUAGCGCUGGACCGCUACUGGGCCAUCACGAAAGCCAUUGAAUAUGCAUGCAAGAGGACAGCUCGCCAUGCAGCCAUUAUGGUGGCAACCGUGUGGGUGAUUUCCAUCUUCAUCUCCAUGCCGCCUCUGUUCUGGAGGAAUCGUGGGGAUGGUGGCAGUCCACCACAAUGUAUCAUAGAGCACGAUCAUGUGGGCUACACUAUUUUUUCCACAUUUGGCGCGUUCUACAUCCCCAUGACUUUGAUCCUUAUCCUCUACUACCGCAUCUAUAAUGCUGCCAAGACACUGUACCAGAAGCGAGGAUCCUCGCGCCACCUCAGCAGCCGCAGCACCGACAAUCAGAACUCGUUCAACCACUGUCGGAUCACCCAUGCUUUCUGCGUCUCGGUUAUUUCCACCUCCGACCCUACCAUAGAAUUUGAACGAAACAAUGCCACUUUUCACAUUCCGUCGUUCGAUAUGGAAAUGCCAGAGAACGAUGAAAGGAAUCAGAUCUGUACAUCGAGGGAGAGGAAGGCAGCACGCAUUUUGGGGCUUAUCCUGGGCGCCUUCAUGCUGUGCUGGCUUCCCUUUUUUCUCAAAGAGCUGCUGGUGGGAUUGAAGGUGUUAAAUCCCUCCCCUCAUGUAUCGGACAUCCUCACCUGGCUGGGCUACGUAAACUCCCUCAUUAAUCCGCUACUGUACACCAGCUUCAACGAGGACUUUAAACAGGCUUUUAAGAGACUGAUCAGGCACAAAGAGUACAUAUAG
This is a messenger RNA of Xyrauchen texanus (razorback sucker), 1329 nucleotides long. Its product is annotated as 5-hydroxytryptamine receptor 1E-like. Gene Ontology annotation, biological process: adenylate cyclase-activating adrenergic receptor signaling pathway. Gene Ontology annotation, cellular component: membrane. Gene Ontology annotation, molecular function: G protein-coupled receptor activity. Lineage: Eukaryota; Metazoa; Chordata; Actinopteri; Cypriniformes; Catostomidae. The record is from RefSeq and is a predicted model, not a curated record. The transcript has 3 exons. Bases 1 to 1329 code for a protein of 442 amino acids.